AUGUCCCAACACGGUGGUCGUGUUGAUCAGCAGCCGACCAUUGUCAUCCGCUGGAACUCUCCGACCGCCGCUUCCCUAAAGCUCCCCACCGAGAGCCAUUAA
Messenger RNA from Colletotrichum abscissum, 102 nucleotides. RefSeq lists its product as uncharacterized. NCBI's taxonomy places the organism in Eukaryota, Fungi, Ascomycota, Sordariomycetes, Glomerellales, Glomerellaceae. Bases 1 to 102 code for a protein of 33 amino acids. The record is from RefSeq and is a predicted model, not a curated record. The transcript is spliced from 2 exons.